GAACCAUGUCACCUUGAUAUUUUCGUUUGGCUGGAUUUUUGAGAAAACAUGGAUGAACUUCUUCUUUUUGACCUGCUUUUGGAUUGCCCUAUGUGCCAAAGGAAAUUGGAUGUCACUGCCAAGGUACUGCCAUGCCAACAUACCUUCUGCCAACCUUGCCUGCAGAGGUUAUUGAAAGCAAAGAAAGAAUUCAGGUGCCCGGAAUGUCUUACCCCUGUAUUUUGCAACAUCGAGGAGUUGCCAGUCAACAUGUUUUUAGUGCAACUACUGCAUGGCGUACGAGGCAGGCAAAGCCUUGUGAGAAAAAACUCCUUACAAAGAGUGGGUGGGCUGUUUGCCAAUGAAUCCUUCAAGAGAAAUCGAGAACAAAAGGCAAAAUUUGAUCUUCAGUACAGGAUUUCCUCAAAGGCCAGGAUGCCCAGAGAAGAGGUAAGAUGUCCUACUCUAAUUAUCUAUGAUUUAAAUGUCAUGUAAUAGAGAAUCCACAAUGUCAGUAAGUCAGAAUUACAUGUAUAAUGUUUGAGUCAGUAACAAGUUUGGACAUCUUGAUCGUUCUUUUUUAAACACAGUGUUAAAUAGCAAGUGUCAUUAAUAAAUUAUAAAUUGUUUGCAGUUAGUAUGUUAUAAAAUAAGCAAAAUGUGUAUGAGCAUCUCCAGAGAUAGCAGCAGGGAAGAUGUUAAUAAAAAAAUUGUAACUGUGUAUGAUUGUACCCCCAACAGUCAGUAUGAACAGUUUAAUGUGACUUCAGCGAACGACUAAAUUUGUUACCAGGCAAGAGUUUGGGGUUUUUAAUGUCUUAAUGGUUUCUAUCUCUUAUCCAACAAUAGAAAUAAGCAAAUGUUAGAACAUCUCUCACAAAAGCAAGAUUUUACUGUUUUAACUGAAAAAGGGUGUGAAUAUAAUGAGAGCUUUGAACAGUCACAAAUUAGAAUAUAUGAGUUUAGGAACGUGCCAAUUUUCGACUACAUAAGAUUUAUCUGUACAUGUUUAUUGUUUUUACAUUGUAGGUCAAAGUUAAUAAGGUUGCUAUAAAUCUCCGAACUAGGAGUCAUUGUUAA
Messenger RNA from Pelobates cultripes (western spadefoot toad), 1059 nucleotides. NCBI's taxonomy places the organism in Eukaryota, Metazoa, Chordata, Amphibia, Anura, Pelobatidae. The record is from the annotation of a GenBank genome assembly.